This is a messenger RNA of Diversispora eburnea, 348 nucleotides long. NCBI's taxonomy places the organism in Eukaryota, Fungi, Glomeromycota, Glomeromycetes, Diversisporales, Diversisporaceae. The record is from the annotation of a GenBank genome assembly.
AUGUUCACAAUGAUAAGAAAAAUUAUUUCUACUAAUCAAUUAUUAUGUCGACUAUGUGUUGCCAUGAACUCGCUAAUUAAAUGGGUUCCUUUUGAAGAAUUUACAAAUAUCGAGAAAAUUGGGCAAGGUGGUUUCAGUCAAAUUUUUAAAGCAACAUGGAAAUUCUACGAUCGUAUAAGUUACAAAGGUACAAUUAAACGUUCAAAACGAGAAAUCGUUUUGAAAGUACUAAGUAACUCCCAGAAUGUGGAUAUAGAAUUUUUAAACGAGUUGAAACAUACAUUUCAGUUCAGGGAUAAUGCAUAUGGUGUUAAAAGAAUAAUUGAAUGUCAUGGAGUAACAAAUUAA